CGUCAUUUGGGUUAUGAUCACAAGGCCUAUGAAUGAGUGUUUGAGAAGGGGCUUGAACCCUCAAGUGUAGCCAUGUGUACUCUGUGUCUGCUGUGUGUGUGCUUACACGAGGCCCGGUCAUGCGCUCAGCAGCUAUUUAAGCCAAGAAAUAAGAAUGAGCCGACUCUUGGGGGGCUACAGUUCUGCAGACAGAGAGGAGCAGCAUGCACAGUCAGAGCAUGUGGAGAUUGGGUCUCCUGCUGGUGACCCUGUGUGCCACCCAAACGCUGGCCCAGUUCCCCCGGGAGUGUGUGAGCCCCGAGGGGCUGCUGAGCGGCCAGUGCUGCCCGUCUCUUUCGGGGGCGGCGGGGGACGAGUGUGGCUCCAGCACGGGGAGGGGCCAGUGCGUGGCCAUCGCUGCAGACAACCGGCGCCACGGUCCCCAGUACCCUUAUGCUGGACGUGACGACAGAGAGAGGUGGCCGCUGAGAUUCUUCAACCGCAGCUGCCAGUGUAAUGGGAAUUUCACUGGCUACAACUGCGGCCGCUGUCGACACGGGCUGACUGGACCGAACUGUGAUCAGAGGAUCUCUGUGGUAAGGAGGAACAUCAUGCAGAUGAGCACAGCUGAGAAGCAGGCGUUUGUGAGUGCUUUGGACCAGGCGAAGAGGACCGUCCACCCCGACUUGGUCAUCUGCACAAGACGGUACCAGGAGGUGCUCGGGCCCGACGGCAACACCCCGCAGUUUGAGAACAUCACCAUUUACAACUACUUUGUUUGGAGCCACUACUACUCGGUCAGUAAAACCUUCCUCGGGCCGAGCCAGGCCAGCUUUGGCGGCGUCGACUUCUCCCACGAGGGCCCCGGCUUCGUCACUUGGCACCGAUUUCAUCUGCUGCAGCUGGAGAGAGACAUGCAGGACAUGCUGGGCGACCCCACCUUUGCCCUGCCUUACUGGAACUUUGCCAUCGGAGGCAGCGAUUGCGACAUCUGCACCGACGACCUGCUGGGAGCCAGGAGCUCUUUCGACAUGAGCUCCCUCAGCCCCAACUCCGUGUUCUCCCAGUGGAGGGUCAUCUGCGAGAGCGUGGACGACUACGACACGAUGGGCACCGUCUGCAACAGCACAGAGACCAGCCCCAUCAGGAGGAACCCGGCGGGCAACGUGGCUCGGCCCAUGGUGCAGAGGCUGCCAGAGCCCCAGGAUGUGUUGGACUGUCUGGAGCUCAACACCUUCGACACCCCACCUUACUACUCCACCUCCUCCGAGAGCUUCAGGAACACGAUUGAAGGCUACAGCGCCCCCCAGGGGAUGUACGACCCGGUGGUCCGCAGCCUCCACAACUUAGCUCACCUCUUCCUCAACGGGACGGGCGGACAGACUCACCUUUCGCCCAACGAUCCCAUCUUCGUCCUGCUGCACACGUUCACCGACGCCAUCUUCGACGAGUGGCUCAGCAGGCACCAAGCGGGUGAACUAGUUUACCCAGAGGAGAACGCUCCGAUUGGGCACAACCGCAGAGCCAACAUGGUUCCCUUCUGGCCUCCUGUCACCAACGCUGAGAUGUUUCUCCCUGCCCCAGACAAUCUGGGAUACUCUUAUGAGGUCCAGUGGCCAACUCCUGCCUACACCCUGUCUGAGAUCAUCACCAUCGCCAUCGUUGCGGCGGUGCUGGUGGUGGCGGUGGUGGGAGGCGUCAUUGCCUGCGCCGUGCGUGCCCGCUCCUACCGCUCAGCCGAGGCCCUGGAGCCGCUGCUGGGGGAGACCUUCCGACGUUACUCAGAGGAUGACCGAAGGCUGGACAAAUCACAGUCUGUUGUCUAAACCCACACGCCUUUCCAGAGAGGCCUUAACAUUUUAAUGCAGCUGUUCUGUGUUCUUUUUUUCUUUUUCUUUUUUUUUUUUAUUCCCUAACUUCUUCUAAUAAAGUUGAACUGGUUUUGA
Messenger RNA from Acanthopagrus latus (yellowfin seabream), 1925 nucleotides. RefSeq names its product tyrosinase-related protein 1b (gene tyrp1b). Bases 204 to 1805 code for a protein of 533 amino acids. The record is from RefSeq and is a predicted model, not a curated record. The transcript has 9 exons. Gene Ontology annotation, molecular function: oxidoreductase activity. Gene Ontology annotation, biological process: melanocyte differentiation; melanosome organization. Gene Ontology annotation, cellular component: melanosome. NCBI's taxonomy places the organism in Eukaryota, Metazoa, Chordata, Actinopteri, Spariformes, Sparidae.